UCGAUUCACAGGUUUCAUAGUUGAUCGUCAAAAAGUUCUCUCGAGUAGUUUUCUCACCUGAGCUGACAUCAUGGCUGUACGGCGAGCUCUGCAUUUCGUUUUUAAAGUGGGGGACAGAGGCAAAACAGCCACUUUCUACCGUGAUGUGCUUGGCAUGAAGAUUCUCCGUCAUGAGGAGUUUGAGGAGGGCUGCAAGGCAACGUGUAAUGGCCCUUACGAUGGGAAAUGGAGCAAGACCAUGGUCGGUUUUGGUGCAGAAGAAGAUCAUUUUGUGGCUGAGCUGACCUACAAUUAUGGAGUUGGAGAAUAUCGACUAGGCAAUGAUUUCCUGGGGCUCACACUGCAGUCUAGCCAGGCUGUCAGCAACGCCAAGCGCCUCGGUUGGCCCCUGUCUGAGGUAGGAGAGGCUCUUUAUCUGGCAGAGGCUCCGGGGGGAUACCGCUUCUACCUGGUAGACAAAGAACAGCCUCCCAAUGACCCGGUGCAGAAGGUGUGCCUGGCAGUGUCUGACCUGGAGCGAUCCACUCACUACUGGUCUUCCCUUCUGGGAAUGCAGGUGAUGGAGAGGAAUGAGGAGAAAAAAACGGUGCUUUUGGGAUUUGGAGACAGUCAGUGCAAGCUGGAGCUCCAUGAUAUUGGCGGUAAAGUUGAUCAUGGAACAGCUUUCGGGCGGAUUGCAUUUUCAUGUCCUCGGAAGCAGUUAACUGACAUCGAGGCCCUCAUGAAAAAAGAGAACCAGAAAAUCCUCACUCCGUUGGUCAGCCUUGAUACCCCUGGGAAGGCAACAGUAGAAGUGGUCAUUUUAGCCGACCUAGAUGACCAUGAGAUAUGUUUUGUUGGAGAUGAAGCAUUCAGACAACUCUCAAUGAUAGACCCCAAUGGAAAUGCUUUGCUAGAUAAGGCAAUGGCUGAAGACAAAAGUGAUGAAUGGUUUGCCAAACACAACAAGCAGAAAGCCUCUGCAUAAAUCCUGUGAAAUAACUGUCAAGGCUCUACAUAAAAUAAACUUGAAUGUAUUUUA
This is a messenger RNA of Osmerus eperlanus (European smelt), 1021 nucleotides long. RefSeq names its product glyoxalase domain containing 4 (gene glod4). The record is from RefSeq and is a predicted model, not a curated record. Bases 71 to 967 code for a protein of 298 amino acids. The transcript is spliced from 9 exons. Lineage: Eukaryota; Metazoa; Chordata; Actinopteri; Osmeriformes; Osmeridae.